AGCAAACGGCCGGCGGCGGGCGCCGCGCGGGGGGCGGGCGGCGCGGAGGAGGCGGCGGUGGCCAUGGCCGAAGCGUCGCCGCAGCCCGGACGGUACUUCUGCCACUGCUGCUCAGUCGAGAUCGUGCCGCGCCUGCCGGAUUACAUCUGCCCAAGAUGCGAGUCCGGGUUUAUUGAGGAGCUUCCGGAAGAGACCAGGAGUGCAGAGAAUGGUUCAGCCCCCUCCACAGCCUCUGCGGACCAGAGCCGGCAGCAACCGUUUGAGAAUGUGGACCAGCCCCUGUUCACGCUGCCGCAGGGCUAUGGGCACUUUGCUUUCGGCAUCUUUGACGACAGCUUCGAGAUCCCCACGUUCCCCCCUGGGGCGCAGGCUGAUGACAGCAGGGACCCCGAGAGCCGGCGGGAGCGAGAGCAGCACUCCCGGCACCGGUACGGCGCCCGGCAGCCCCGCGCCCGCCUCACCGCGCGGCGGGCCACCGGCCGGCAUGAAGGCGUCCCCACGCUGGAAGGGAUCAUCCAGCAGCUGGUCAACGGCAUCAUCACCCCAGCCACCAUCCCCAACCUGGGCCUGGGCCCCUGGGGCGUCCUGCAUUCAAACCCGAUGGACUACGCCUGGGGGGCCAAUGGCCUGGACGCCAUCAUCACGCAGCUCCUCAAUCAGUUUGAAAACACGGGUCCCCCACCCGCAGACAAAGAGAAAAUCCAGGCCCUCCCCACCGUGCCUGUGACUGAGGAGCACGUUGGCUCGGGGCUGGAGUGCCCCGUGUGCAAGGAUGACUAUGGGUUGGGUGAGCAUGUGAGGCAGCUGCCCUGCAACCACCUCUUCCACGACGGCUGCAUCGUGCCCUGGCUGGAGCAGCACGACAGUUGCCCCGUCUGCCGAAAAAGCCUCACAGGACAGAACACAGCCACCGACCCCCCGGGCCUCGCUGGGGUGAGCUUCUCCUCCUCGUCAUCGUCGUCCUCCAGCUCACCUGGCAAUGAGAACCCGGCCAGCAGCUCCUGAGCACACCUGCCGGCCAGCCCCCAGGGCAACAGCAGACAGCCCACGCGCCCACGGACUGCAGCGCCACAGGGCCCGCCGCGGAGGAGGCUCGGAGGACCCACCCUUCCAGGCUGCGGAGGGAGCUCGGCCUCCCCAGGGACAACCCGGCUGGGCCGGGCGCCCGCACACACUGCCCGGGCGUCCCACCUUCCCUCCCCUUUGUCUCUGACCUCACCCUCUACAUGUUCAACGGCGGAAAGGUUUUUAUAAUUUUAAAUUAUUACUGCUUUGAAAUAAAUGGACGUUUGAGCUCACUUGCGGCCCUGCAUGAUCUGUGGAGAGACUGGGUGGAGCCACUCGGCUGGGGUCCUGGCUGCGUGGACAGGCCCUGCUCCCCACCCUGAGCACUGGGGCCUGGGACACCAGGAUAACCAGCGAAACAAGGACAAGACUGCUCUGACAGACGUUUUUUAAAGGAGAAAAUAUGUGUAUCUUGAAAGCUAUUUAAAAAUACACCUACUUAGAAAGAA
Messenger RNA from Budorcas taxicolor (takin), 1514 nucleotides. RefSeq names its product ring finger protein 126 (gene RNF126). Gene Ontology annotation, cellular component: cytoplasm. The record is from RefSeq and is a predicted model, not a curated record. Gene Ontology annotation, molecular function: ubiquitin protein ligase activity. NCBI's taxonomy places the organism in Eukaryota, Metazoa, Chordata, Mammalia, Artiodactyla, Bovidae. The transcript has 9 exons. Gene Ontology annotation, biological process: protein ubiquitination. Bases 64 to 1005 code for a protein of 313 amino acids.